AUGAACUUACACAUAAGCUUCAUAUUAUCUAAAUAUGUGUUGUUAUUUUACUCAGAGGAUCUUCUAAAGUGUCAGCCUAACCUGAAGAAGAAGUUCCAGUUUGUGUUUGGAGGGAUCACUAAAGCAGGAAACCCAACCCUUCUUAAUCAGAUUUACAUAGAGCUCUACAUCACAGAGGGAGGGACUGUAGGGGUCAGUGAUGAACAUGAGGUCAGACAGACUGAAACAGUAUCCAGGAAACCAGACAGACCAGAAACAACAAUCAGACAAGAAGACAUCUUUAAAGCCUCAUCUGUUAAAGAUAAACCAAUAAGAUCAGUGCUGACAAAGGGAGUGGCUGGCAUUGGGAAAACAGUCCUAACACAGAAGUUCACUCUGGACUGGGCUGAAGACAAAGCCAACCAGGACAUCCAGUUCAUGUUUCCAUUCACUUUCAGAGAACUGAAUGUGCUGAAAGAGAAAAAGUUCAGCUUGGUGGAACUUGUUCAUCACUUGUUUCCUGAAACCAAAGAAGCAGGAAUCUGCAGCUUUGAAGACUUCCAGGUUGUGUUCAUCUUUGAUGGUCUGGAUGAGUGUCGAUUUACUCUGGACUUCCACAAAACUACAAUUCUGACUGAUGUUACAGAGUCCACCUCAGUGGAUGUGCUGCUGAUAAACCUCAUCAGGGGGAAACUGCUUCCUUCUGCUCGCCUCUGGAUAACCACACGACCUGCAGCAGCCAAUCAGAUCCCUCCUGAGUAUGUUGGUGUGAUGACAGAGCUCAAUGGAUUCACUGACCCACAAAAGGAGGAGUACUUCAAGAAGAGAUUCAGAGAUAAGAACCAGGUAACCAAGAUCUUCUCCCACAUCAAGACAUCACAAAGCCUCCACAUCAUGUGCCACAUUCCAGUCUUCUGCUGGAUCACUGCUACAGUUCUGGAGGAUGUGCUGAAAACCAGAGAGGGGGGAGAGCUGCCCAAGACCCUGACUGAGAUGUACAUCCACUUCCUGGUGGUUCAGGCCAAAGUGAAGAAGGUCAAGUAUGAUGGAGGAGCUGAGACAGAUCCACAUUGGAGUCCAGAGAGCAGGAAGAUGAUCGAGUCUCUGGGAAAACUGGCUUUUGAUCAGCUGCAGAAAGGAAACCUGAUCUUCUAUGAAUCAGACCUAACAGAGUGUGGCAUCGAUGUCAGAGCAGCCUCGGUGUACUCAGGAGUGUUCACACAGAUCUUUAAAGAGGAGAGAGGGCUGUACCAGGACAAGGUGUUCUGCUUCAUCCAUCUGAGUGUUCAAGAGUUUCUAGCUGCUUUAUAUGUCCAUCUGACCUUCAUCAACUCUGGAGUCAACCUGCUAGAAAAACAGCAAACAUCCUGGUGGUCUAAACUUUUGCAAAAUAAACCUAAAAGGAAAAAUCUCCACCAGAGUGCUGUGGAUAAGGCCUUACAGAGUCCACAUGCACACCUUGACUUGUUCCUUCGCUUCCUCUUGGGUCUUUCACUUCAUACCAACCAGAUUCUUCUACAGGGUCUACUGACACAGACAGGAAAUAGCUCACUGAACAGUCAGGAAACAGUCCAGUACAUCAAGAAGAAGCUCAGUGAGAAUCUGUCUGCAGAAAGAAGCAUUAAUCUGUUCCACUGUCUGAAUGAAAUUAAUGAUUGUUCUCUAUGGGAGGAGAUCCAAAAGUCUUUGAGUUCAGGAAGUCUUUCACAACAAAAACUGUCUCCUGCUCAGUGGUCAGCUUUGGUCUUCAUCUUACUGUCAUCAGAAGAUUUGGAUGUGUUUGACCUAAGGAAAUGCUCUGCUUCAGAGGAGGCUCUUCUGAGGCUGCUACCAGUGGUCAAAGUAACCAGGAAAGCACUUCUGAGCUCUUGUAAUUUUACAGAGAGAAGCUGUAAAACUCUGUCCUCAGUUCUCAGCUCCCAGUCUUCUAGCUUGAGAGAGCUGGACCUGAGUAACAAUGACCUGCAGGAUCCUGGAGUGAAGCUUCUGUCCGCAGGACUCGAGAAUCCACAAUGCAAACUGGAAACUCUGAGUCUUUCAGGUUGUCUUAUCACAAAGGACAGCUGUGCUUCUCUGGCCUCAGCUCUGAGAUCUAACCCUUCCCAUCUGAGAGACCUUGACCUGAGCUAUAAUCAUCCAGGAGACUCAGGAGUGGCUCUGCUGUCAGCUAGACUAGAGGACCAACAAUCGAAACUGAAAAACCUUAGGGUGAGGCCUGCUGGAGUCCGAUGGUUGAGACCAGGUCUGAGGAAGUAUAUCUGUGAACCCACACCCAGCGCAAACACAAUACAUACAAAGAUCAAGCUGUCUGACAACAACAGGAAAAUGACAUUGGUGAAGGAGGAUCAGUCAUAUCCUGACCAUCAUGACAGAUUCGAGCUUCCUCAGCUGCUCUGUAGAAAUGGUCUGACUGGUCGAUAUUACUGGGAGGUGGAGUGGAGAGGGAAGGUUGAUUUAUCAGUGAGUUACCGAGGAAUAAAAAAGAAAGGAAGCAGUAAUGGCUGCAGGUUUGGAAGCAAUGAUCAGUCCUGGAGUCUGAGGUGCUCUGAUGACGCCUGUUACCAUGUCUGGCACAAUGACAAAACAGCAUCCAUCUCCUCCUCCUCCUCCUCAGUCUCUCACAGAGUAGGGGUGUAUGUGGACUGUCCUGGUGGCACUCUGUCCUUCUACAGAGUCUCCUCCGACACUCUGAUCCACCUCCACACCUUCAGCACCACAUUCACUGAGCUUCUCUACCCUGGAUUUGGGUUCUGGUCACCUGGUUCUUCAGUGUCUCUGUGUGCAGAUGCAAGAGGUAAACUUACUUGGGAUAGAAAACUUUCAGACAGUGUCCCAGAGAGGUCGAUUACAACUUCCAGAGACACAUUGGACUCGGGAUUCGAGCUGGAUCAUACCACAGAAGAAACAGAUCAGGAGGACGUGAUGGAGUCUCCAACAAGCUUCCAACAUGCAGUUCAAACUGAGUCUGCACGAAUCUUCUACAGUAUGCAGAAGAAAACGAUGAGAUCCACAGACACCUUGGACUCUGGAUUCGAGCUGGAUCAUACCACAGCAGAAACAGAUCAAGAGGACGUGAUAGAGUCUCCAACAAGCUUCACGCCUGCAGUUCAAACUGAGUCUGCACAAAUCUGUUACAGUCAGGAAGCAGAGCUGCUGUACAGGAUUGUCCAAUGGGAUGAGGACCUCCUCCAGCCAGCCAAUAAAAAGGCUGCAAGCCCACUUUUCAAUAUUGAGAGUUCAAAGGAUGCAGUCCGUCAGCUUCACCUCCCACACUGUGAACCACAGGAAGCUCUGCUUUCCGACUGUCUGUCUGUAGUCCACAUCUCUGCUGGUAAAAUGAAUUUCUUCAAGCCUAGAAAGAUCACAGACACUCACGUGAUCGUGGAAGUUACUCACCUCUCUUCCUUUGGCCUCGUCUGGAACAUAAAGAGGUUUUGGAACAAGGAGAAACCAGUUUCGGGUCAGGUUUUGCUGUUUCUUGAACCAAUAAACUUCAGAACACAGAGACAAAACCUCAAUGUGCUUCUCCUGACAAGCAACAUCCCAGUGGAAGAGGUCAGGGUGAAAUACAGAGAUGCUAACUUCAUCCAAGCGCCUUCCAAAUGUAAACUCAUCAAAGAUCACAGAUACACUGUUCUCUGUCCAGUUGCCUAUAAAGUCCAGCCUCCAGAAGAAGAUUUUGACCUGGAUUUUGGAACAAACUACCCUCCAACAUUUCAGAUCCGCCUUCCUGCAAACACUGAAGAAGUCACAAUAACAAUCCAAGGCCAAACAAACACAGAUGUCUGGAAAUGCGCAAUUGAUCUACCAGAUACACUUCAAAGAACACACAGUCGGUCGAGGCUCCAGAGCUUCCCACCAGACAAGCAUCUGUUUGCAGUUCGGAAGCAGUUUGUGGAUCAAGUGUCGGAUUCGACUGUGAACCAGCUGCUGGACAACCUGCUCCAACAGGGAAUUAUAAAUAAGGAAGAAAUGGAUUCAGCCAGAAUCAAACCCAGAGCUGACCGAGCUCGAGAUGUGAUCGAUGUGGUGCGAAACAAAGGAGAAGAAGCCAGCUCAUCCCUGAUUGAUGGCCUCCGUGAGUUGGAUCCAUACCUUUCUGAAACCCUGCACCUGAGUUGAGAUAAGCUGAAACCGUUCUUUAAUGAAGUUAUUGUAAAGCCGUACUGUUGUCUGCGUUUGGUAAAUUUAAAAUGAAUGCCUGAUUUUCAUCGUUUGUUUCUUGGUUUUGUAUAUUUUUGUCAUCCGUCUUCCUUGUGAGCGUGCUCAGAGAGAUAAUAAAUCAGAGCUCUAAUUAUUCAGUCCUCUGUCUCUGAUUUAUUUUUAUGGUUUCUUUUUGUUGUUUUUUCCUGAACCUGAAAUAAAACCACUAC
This is a messenger RNA of Oreochromis niloticus (Nile tilapia), 4352 nucleotides long. RefSeq lists its product as uncharacterized. The coding region runs from base 1 to 4101 and encodes 1366 amino acids. The transcript has 17 exons. Gene Ontology annotation, biological process: regulation of apoptotic process. Gene Ontology annotation, molecular function: protein binding. NCBI's taxonomy places the organism in Eukaryota, Metazoa, Chordata, Actinopteri, Cichliformes, Cichlidae. The record is from RefSeq and is a predicted model, not a curated record.